CCCUCUCCCCGGUCUGUCCUGCCGAGUAAACAGUUAAGCAAAAGCGGCCGUUUAUCUUAUCUUUUAUCGAGAGUCUGGACCGACAAGGACACGUUUUAACCCGGUUAAAGUGGCGCCACAGCUUCAGGAGAAACGGUUGUUGUUGUUUUUGCGGUCACAUUUUGAAUGUGUGUGAAUCGGACCUCACCCCGCCUCAACGCAAACGGUAACAUUAGGAGGCAGAGCCGGAGACCAGCCGACGGUGUUGUUUUAAGAGCUAACUUCCGCGGACUUAAAAACACUUUAGCCAACCGUUAACUUCGCGUGAACCACCGCGAGGACAGCCGGUAAAGGGGGUUUGUAGCGCCUCGUGCAGCCGCUCGUUUUGAAGCUCGUUAACGUUAGCUUGAUCAAUAUGGUGACUUUGUCAUCCGUAAUAAGACCUCUGGCUUCUCAGCUCCACCGACAGCUCGUCAAACACGCCAGGACUCACCGGAUAACACCGGUCAGGAGAUGCAACCUCACGGCGUGCUCCAGCAAAUAUGUCCUGUCGCAGAUGCAUCCCAUGUGGCAGGGACCCCUCGCGGUACCAGGAGGCGAUCGUCAGUCUCCAAUUGACAUCGUUGUGAGAAAGAGCGUCUUCGAUACGGAGCUGAAGCCUCUGGUCACUGAUUACGACCCGCAGACCUGCCAACAGAUCUGGAACAACGGCUACUCCUUUUUGGUUGAGUACGAUGACACAGCAGACAAGUCCACGCUGAAAGGAGGCCCCCUGCAAGACAAAUACAGAUUGUGCCAGUUCCACUUCCACUGGGGGGAGAGCAACGCCUGGGGGUCAGAGCACACUGUGGACAGGAAACUGUUCCCUGCAGAGCUCCACUUGGUCCACUGGAACUCUGACAAGUACAGUUUGUUCGAGGAGGCAGUGAUGGAGGACAACGGACUAGCUGUCAUUGGGGUCUUUCUUAAGGUGGGAAAGAGACACGAGGGGCUGCAGAAACUGGUCGACGCUCUGCCUGCUAUCAGACACAAGGGCAGCGUAGUGGAGUUUACCAGGUUCGACCCUGCCUGUCUGUUACCCACCAACACUGAUGACUACUGGACCUACCACGGCUCUCUGACAACGCCCCCUCUGACGGAGUCCGUCUCCUGGAUCGUUAUGAAGCAACACAUAGAAGUCAGCCAUGACCAGCUGGCGGUCUUCCGGAGCCUUCUUUUCACCUCAGCUGAAGAGGAAGUACAGAAGAGUAUGGUGAACAACUUCCGUGUGCAGCAGGCACUCUGCGGUCGCACCGUGCGCUCCUCCUUCUCUCCUUUCCUCCAGGAGGCACCGUCAGCCGAAGGCGACAAGCACACCCACUGACGCUGCUGGACACAGUAACACACACCGCACAGUGACCACAGUGCACAUAUCAAACUCUCCAAACUCUCUUCUUUUUACUCUUAUCGCAACACAAUGUUUCUCAUCACAUUUGAAAACAUAAUUUUAAGUAUGACAAAGUCUCCUCUGAGGAUCUUCAGUCAUACUUAUUACUGUUUUUCUCUCAUGGAGUGAACAGAUUGUAUUUAUUUUUUAUUUCAAACCAUUUUACAUGGAGGGUGUAGGGAUGCAUCUGUUUCUCAGCACUUGAGAUUUUUUUUUUUCUUUGGAUUUUUUUUCUCAUUUUGGUUUGAGUUUUGCAGACCAAUAACCAAUAAGGGAUGGUUGCUGUGGAGGAUGCAUAGUUUUUAUCGUAUUUAUUACACCUUUCUCAGUUCAUUCAGUUACUGUACGUGGGAUGUACUGCAGCUUGGUGCAGAGAGCAGCUGAGUCGAGGUAAAAACUGAAUGACACUGUGUGCUGGUGGGUGCGACAGCAGAGUCUGCUGUCACUCCCCAGCAGUGAUGUUUGUAUCCAUAUAAAGAGGCUGCAGCUGCUUCUAAAAGCCCAGGAGAUUUUAACUGACUGGAGUGGAAAUACAUCAUAUAUCUAAUAUCAUCAAGGGCUUUUUUUAAACCGUGUAUAGUGGGCUGUUGGUUUUAUCAUUAAUUUUAUCAUCUAUACAUUAAAAAGACGAUUAGAAUGUAUGUUUUCUUCAUCUGUUAAAAGAGAUUAUACUGUCUACAGUACAACUGACAUUCAGAAACUACAUGUGUCACAACAGAGUUUUAAAUGAACUCUUCUGAGCCUUGAGUCUUUCAUUCAGAGCUGAAUAUGUUGCUAAUAAGCACAAGUUACAGCAGCACAUGUGCAUAGCAAUAUUUUGAGUGAAAGAAGCAAAUCUCUUCCAUUUUUACAAUAGUGUCAAGCACCAUAACCGCCGUGCCUUAAAUACUGGCAGACUUUGACUGGCACAGGUCACAAACACGUUUGAACACGAAAAGUAUCUUCCACAACUCUUCCAAUACACUGUGGUUCAGGUACAGUGUUUGGUGGUUGCCCAUAGUAACGGUCAAGGCUAAGUGGAUAUCUGCAAUGAUUCACGCCUUGUUUACUUUCAGGUUGAAUUGGAUUAAAUGAGUAAGGUCUAAAAUCAACAGCAUGAGUUCAGGAACAUAGUAGAGGAAUUCAUGAAACUUUUAAGUGAGACUUUGAUUGAAUCACGUCUAUAUCUUGAGAGAACUCCUGUUCUCAUUGGUUCGUCUGAUUUUGGUUUGUUUGCUGUUUUCACACACAAAUUUAUCCAAAUAACAUGAUGAGAAAUUUAUUUUUGCUGUUUCGGGUUGUGAAAGGACUUAAAGAGUUACAACUAAUAUUGUACUGUAAUGUUAAAUCUCUUAGCUACUCUUAAACUACAUUUUUUUAACUUUAAAAUUAAGUCAAAACACACCAAGGAUUCUACUAUAAAUAGCUGUGCGUGAUAUUAAGGAGGAAACUCUGAGAUUGACAGAUGAUACAGUGGGACCAACUGACCACAACGGCCUCGUGUAUCAGCUCGCCUGUCUGGUUGCGUCUAAAAAUAUGUUUAUAUUGGCUUUCACUUUAGAGAGGUGAAGGCAUUUCCUGGCGAGCUUCUGUUGUUCUGGCUUUUCUAACUCAAUGCCACCUCUCGUUAAGGAUUUCUUUCAUGUGUCUUUCUGAGAAAAUGAACCGUGUUCGUGUUGUUUACUUCCCGUAGUCUCAUUUAAAUCAGCAUCCACUAUGGCAGCUGCUGUAAGAACUCUGAGCCUAUAUGAAUUUUAUAAAGCUAAACAACUUUGUUGCUAUUAAAAAAGUUGCAGCUAACCAGAAAAUUUGCGAGCAAAUUUUGGCGCCGUGUUAUGUGUGCGACCCACCGUGGGAGAUUUAACAAGAUGCAUGCAUCCCUCUUAUUGCAAUUUUAUGUCAUUUUUAUUGUUUUAGAGAGCACUGCUGACACGUCUGUUAUAUGUUACACGAGAGGCAGACACUGUUGUGUUUAAUGUCACACCUUUUUAGCUUCCACGAUGCUGGCAUGUUAUCUAAAAUCACUCACUGGAGUGGCAUUAUGUGUCUGUAUAUCCCAAAAAUAUCAGCAAAGCUCUUUUUUAAAGUCAUUAUUCCAAUUUUAUAGCUGUAAAAUCUUUUACUGCAUUCCCUCCUCCUUACUGUUAUUGCAGACAUGUCUAAAGCACGGGUUCAUGGGAAAUGAUGUUCAUUUACCUGGAGUGAAAUCACUUUUCUUGUGCUGCUUUCCGCCUUCCACAAGUAUUGAAACCUUUGAACCCAUAGCAAAU
This is a messenger RNA of Plectropomus leopardus (leopard coralgrouper), 3654 nucleotides long. RefSeq names its product carbonic anhydrase 5a (gene ca5a). Lineage: Eukaryota; Metazoa; Chordata; Actinopteri; Perciformes; Serranidae. The record is from RefSeq and is a predicted model, not a curated record. Gene Ontology annotation, molecular function: carbonate dehydratase activity; zinc ion binding. Gene Ontology annotation, cellular component: mitochondrion; cytoplasm.